Messenger RNA from Rotaria sp. Silwood2, 228 nucleotides. NCBI's taxonomy places the organism in Eukaryota, Metazoa, Rotifera, Eurotatoria, Philodinida, Philodinidae. The record is from the annotation of a GenBank genome assembly.
AUGAGUGAUCAUAUAUCUGUAGGCGGUCGAUGGCGAAUUAUUUCGUUACAUUUAGAUCAAGGUAUAACUCCGAAUGAAAUAGCUUCUAUGAUUAAUGGUACAAGUCGAAUUGUUUUUAAUAUUUUACGAUUAUUUCAUGAAACAAAUAAUGUUAUCGAACAAGAAGAACGUGGCCGUGCUUUAUUAAACAAUAGAAAACGAAAUUCAGAACAAUAUAACUAUACGUAG